This is a messenger RNA of Carassius auratus (goldfish), 3895 nucleotides long. RefSeq names its product alpha-actinin-3-like. Gene Ontology annotation, molecular function: calcium ion binding; protein binding. The record is from RefSeq and is a predicted model, not a curated record. Lineage: Eukaryota; Metazoa; Chordata; Actinopteri; Cypriniformes; Cyprinidae. Bases 228 to 2924 code for a protein of 898 amino acids. The transcript has 21 exons.
GUGUGCUACUUUUGACCAGGAUAUGAGCACUGGGCAGCAGAAGUUCUGCUCGCACCUCCACACAGGCAUCUCGGACGAGUGGAGUCUGGCCUCUUCCUCCACGGUCAUACACGUACACACUGAGCGGGUGUUGUCCUCUAACGCACGGAAAGGAUUUAGAGUUCACAAUCUAAAGUGCAAGGCACAUCAUUUCUAAUUAUUAAGAGUUAGAGGGAUAACCGUAAAAGAUGACGACCGUUAUUGAGACGCAGGUUCAGUAUAACAACACCUACAUGAUGUCUACUACGGAAGACUACAUGACUCAGGAGGACAGCUGGGACAGGGAUCUUCUGCUGGACCCUGCCUGGGAGAAACAGCAAAGGAAGACGUUCACAGCGUGGUGUAACUCUCAUCUGCGUAAAGCGGGAACUCAGAUCGAGAACAUUGAAGAGGAUUUCAGGAAUGGGCUGAAACUCAUGCUGCUGCUGGAGGUCAUCUCAGGUGAGAGACUGCCCAAGCCUGACAAAGGAAAGAUGCGUUUCCACAAGAUCGCCAACGUCAACAAAGCUCUGGAUUAUAUCUCUAGCAAAGGAGUCAAACUGGUGUCCAUUGGUGCUGAAGAGAUUGUUGAUGGCAAUGUGAAAAUGACUCUUGGAAUGAUCUGGACCAUCAUUCUUCGUUUCGCUAUCCAGGACAUUUCUGUGGAGGAGACGUCUGCUAAAGAGGGUCUGCUGCUGUGGUGUCAGAGGAAGACGGCCCCCUACAGGAACGUCAACGUACAGAACUUCCACAUCAGCUGGAAGGACGGCCUCGCUCUGUGCGCCCUUAUCCACAGACACAGACCAGACCUCAUCGACUACUCUAAACUCAGAAAGGACGACCCUAUUGGAAACCUGAACACUGCGUUUGAGGUGGCAGAGAAGUACCUGGACAUCCCGAAGAUGCUGGACGCUGAAGACAUCGUCAACACCCCUAAACCUGAUGAGAAAGCCAUCAUGACCUACGUGUCCUGCUUUUACCAUGCUUUCGCCGGUGCCGAGCAGGCCGAGACCGCGGCUAACAGGAUCUGUAAGGUUCUGGCUGUGAACCAGGAGAACGAAAGGCUGAUGGAGGAGUACGAGAAACUGGCCAGUGAGUUGUUGGAGUGGAUCCGUCGCACCAUCCCGUGGCUGGAGAACCGUGUGGCGGAGCAGACCAUGCGUGCCAUGCAGCAGAAGCUGGAGGAUUUCCGCGACUACAGGCGCGUCCACAAGCCUCCACGCGUUCAGGAGAAAUGCCAGCUGGAGAUCAACUUCAACACCCUGCAGACUAAACUCCGCCUGAGCAACCGCCCGGCCUUCAUGCCCUCCGAGGGCAAGAUGGUGUCGGAUAUUGCUAAUGCAUGGAAAGGUCUAGAGCAGGUAGAGAAGGGUUAUGAGGAAUGGCUCCUCACCGAGAUCCGUCGUCUGGAGAGACUCGAUCAUCUGGCGGAGAAGUUCAAGCAGAAAUGCUCCCUGCAUGAGUCCUGGACCACAGGAAAGGAGCACCUGCUGUCUCAGAAGGACUAUGAGACAGCCUCUCUGAUGGAGAUCAGGGCUCUGAUGAGGAAGCACGAGGCGUUUGAGAGCGACCUGGCCGCUCACCAGGACCGAGUAGAGCAGAUCGCAGCCAUCGCUCAAGAGCUGAAUGAGUUAGACUAUCAUGAUGCUGCGUCAGUGAACACCCGCUGCCAGGGCAUCUGUGACCAGUGGGACAACCUGGGAACCCUGACCCAGAAGAGAAGAGACGCUCUAGAGCGUGUGGAAAAACUUUGGGAGACGAUUGAUCAGCUGUACCUGGAGUUCGCCAAGAGGGCGGCGCCCUUCAACAACUGGAUGGAUGGAGCCAUGGAGGAUCUGCAGGACAUGUUCAUCGUGCACAGCAUCGAGGAGAUCCAGAGCCUGAUCACAGCUCACGACCAGUUCAAGGCCACCCUGCCAGAAGCCGAUAAGGAGCGCAUUGCCGUGAUGGGCAUCCAGAACGAGAUCACAAAGAUCGCCCAAACCUAUGGCAUCAAGCUGGUCGGAGUCAACCCCUACACGGUCCUCAGCCCGCAGGACAUCACCAACAAAUGGGAGGCUGUGAAGCAGCUGGUUCCCCUCAGAGACCAGAUGCUGCAGGAGGAGGUUGCCAGGCAACAGGCCAACGAGAGGCUGAGGCGCUCCUUCGCCGCUCAGGCCAACAUCAUCGGACCCUGGAUCCAGACCAAGAUGGAGGAGAUCGGUCAUGUGUCGGUGGAUAUCGCCGGCUCUCUGGAGGAACAGAUGAAUAAUCUGAAGCAGUACGAGCAGAACAUCAUCAACUACAAAUCCAACAUUGACAAACUGGAGGGAGAUCACCAGCUCAUUCAGGAGGCACUUGUCUUCGACAACAAACACACCAACUACACCAUGGAGCACGUCCGUGUGGGCUGGGAGCAGCUGCUCACCACCAUCGCUCGCACCAUCAACGAGGUGGAGAACCAGAUCCUGACCCGCGACGCCAAGGGCAUCAGCCAAGAGCAGCUCAAUGAGUUCAGAGCCUCCUUCAACCACUUCGACAGGAAGAGAAACGGCAUGAUGGACCCCGACGAUUUCCGCGCAUGUCUCAUCUCUAUGGGUUACGAUCUGGGUGAGGUGGAGUUCGCCCGCAUAAUGACCCUGGUGGACCCCAACAACACGGGAGUGGUGACCUUCCAGGCCUUCAUCGACUUCAUGACACGCGAGACCGCUGAGACAGACACUGCUGAACAGGUCAUGGCCUCCUUCAAGAUCCUGGCCUCCGACAAGCCCUAUAUCACAGUGGAGGAGCUUCGUCGUGAACUCCCACCCGAGCAGGCCGAGUACUGCAUCAGCCGCAUGACCAAGUACGCCGGCCCCGAUGCGUCCCCUGGAGCCCUGGAUUACAUCUCCUUCUCCAGUGCCCUUUACGGAGAGAGCGAUUUAUAAACGCUCUGAGUGUAUUUCAUUUUCUCCAAGCCCCUGAAUGUAGCUUUCAAUUUGCAAGAGAGUUAGCAAUAUCCCUCAUUUCCCCUCUCUGUUUUUCUGUCUGCUAGCUUUAACAUCAUAUUUGUUUUACAUCCACUCUGUUAAGGCCGUGUAACAGGGGGUUUUAAUCUCGCUGUCACUCAAAUUAUUUCCAAUUUGGAUGUCAAACAGUCAGCAUGGAGUCAACAUGGAAUUAAAGCAACCCUAUUUAUGUUCCUAAUACAUGUUGUUGUGAAGACUUCUUUAGUGCAUGUUAUGCCAAAGAAUCUUUGUUUAUGAUCUUCCACUGAAAUAUAAUAACUUGAUCCGCCUCUGAAGCAACUUUAAUUUUCAGAUGAUGUCAUCUAGGCCAGAAAUAGUGAAAUAGCUGCAGUCACAAUUUUAAUAGUAAAAUGGUUUAUAAACACGGUUUCAAGUGCAAUUUUCCCUCUCUGUGCCAAAUAAAACCUUUCAACAUGAUAAAAUAUAUACUAAAAAAAAGUGUGUUUGUUGAUGCUAAAGAGCGCUUGUGAAGAUGCAUGCUGCGUUUAUUCUACAGACAUUAAAAUGCAAGAGAGUCCCCCUCUUUGUUAAGUCUGUACUUUAUUUUAAGACCCCAAAAAAGCACUACUGCUGUCAAGUGUCUUCUUAAUAUGAAACUGUGAGAUCAACUAAAUAGUCUUUACACAGAAUUGUGUGUAUCUGGUAUGUAUGUCUUCACUGUUCAGAGGCAAAUUCAUUAUUUGUUUUCAUUUCAUUUGGACAGUUUGUGCCAAGAUUAUCAACCAAAGCCAGUAAAUGAAUUCAAAGAUGUAAUGGCAGAGUGUAUGUGUUGUACUGACCGGAAAGGUUUCUGCUAGCCAAAGAGCUGAUUGAGGAAAACCAGGUUUUCCUUAAACUGUAAUUUAAAGGGCUGGUUCACUCAAAAAUAAAGCUCUGUCAUCAUUCACUCA